Anthostomella pinea is the source of this 1185-nucleotide messenger RNA. The record is from the annotation of a GenBank genome assembly. NCBI's taxonomy places the organism in Eukaryota, Fungi, Ascomycota, Sordariomycetes, Xylariales, Xylariaceae.
AUGUUUGAUAAGGUUCCAAGAAGUGAGAAAAACUGGGAGGACCUGGCCACGAAGCACGGAUUGCAAAAUGCUUCUCUCCACGACGGAUUUUCCUGCUCGUCAGCCUCCGGCAUUGAGGAUCAGCCCUUCCUCCUCCUUCGCAUCAUUUGGCCUCGGACGGCGACGCUAGAAAGCUUAAAUUUGAGCUUUUGGAAGAAGUGGGUAGAUGGAGACAACUUCGGGCAGGCCAAGACCAUCCUGGAGAAUCAAACACCCGGUUGGAAGUCCUACAUUCGGUCCCUCGGCCAGACACAGCAGCAGUUGAAGGCCACUGGCUUUGCCGGGCUCGAAACCUUCUCCUUGGUUCGUCAUCAUCAGCUUGCCUCGCAAAACUUCGUCGACAACACCGCCUCAUUCAUCCAGAAGCUGGACUUCACUCCGGUCGCAAUGAGAACGCGGGCCCAUGCUGCGCUUUCAAAGCCAGUGUCGCAGCCGACUACGCCAACGCCCAGCAGGAAUGCCCCUAAACUCGAGGAUCUCUUGGAAGAUCUCGAUGUUUCCCCUCGAGGCGAUCUCCCUCCCCGUCCUGAGACUCCCUUCCCAUUUGAACCAUUUUCGCCUCUAAGUGGCGCACUCGCCGAUCAGUUCAAAGCGAUCCAGGAUGAGCAGAUAGUGAACACGGCUCUCAUUCUUUACCUCGAUGCCUUGAUCAUUCACUGCACCCGGGUUCGGGGGCAGUGGUCUCUUCAUCGGCGCGGUUUUAUAGCACGGAAUAAGAAUUAUCAGAAGACGUAUGAGGCGAGGGUAGAUGGCUUGCUUCAAAAGGACGUCACCGGCGAGCCGCUCGCUAUCCUUGAAGUGAAGCCAUUCCUUCGCUAUCAAAAAGGGGAGAGUACGAAGUCCAUCAAGAAGCAAGAGGGGGCCCAGAUGGCGGCAUGGAUUAGCCAACACCCACCGCCUCAUCUACAGGUUAUGCGUAGACAGAAGUCGAGAACUGCUCGAAUGCUUAUAUCUCAGGACAGGCACGAGAUCUAUCUGACAUUCGCGAGCUUCGAUGCUUCCUAUGUAGACUACAUGCAACACAGAACUAAUCAGUCAUCCCUGUUGGAGAUGUGGGAAUAUGGGCCUUUCCUCAUCAGCGAACCCGAGCACAUGAAGACACUGGGCGUGGUGGUGUUGGCGUAUGUUCUCCAGGUGUGCUGCUGA